UUUGGAGCGAGUUGUGCUAAUAUAUUUUUGAUUAAUAAUUUAUCUGCUGAUUGACAUCAUCACUGAUCAUUUGUCGUCAAAAUCGUUUUAAAAGUCUAUAUUUAUCGGUUUUAUCAAACACUUAUUCUGUACUAUAGUAUAGAAAAUUUAAAAUGAAGCUAAAAUACCAUUUGACAAAUAGAAUGGUUUUGAUAGCUCUAUGGCUUCUCGUUCAAAGUCAAUCGAGUGCAUCGUCGUUCAAAAUUACGCGCGGUGAACACGAUAUGGUCUGGUAUGGUAAAAACUAUCGUGAAAUGGUAAAUCGUACAGAUAUACGCACCAUGAACUGUAAUGAUAGUCGUGAAGGUUGCGAGUGUAAUUCGAAGGAUGGUUAUAAUACGGUUAUUUAUAACACAAGCACCAAGUUUGUGAGAUGUGUUAAAGAUGAGGAUAAAGUUAUUGGUAUAAUUGGAAAUGGUACGUAGAUUAGUUUGACAUUUGAUAUCGACACUACUAUAGCUUUAUUAUAUUUACUGUAGUACUGUAUCAGUGAAUCAGUCUAGUAGUGCACUGUUCCUUUUGGAUUUAGAGGUCUAGUAAGGGUCAUUCUUAACUAAUUGGUCCACUAUUACACCUUGUACAUGAAAUGUAUAAUUUUGAUAUUGAACACGUACAAGGAAAAUAACAAGAGACGCUAAGACCAUAUAUUUAAGUUCAGAAUCUAUGUACUUUACUUCUCGAAUUUUGACUGAUUCGUCGAAUUUCGAUUAUUCCUAUAGAAAGGGAAACUUACAAUCUAUCCUGACUAGUAAAAGGUCAUAAUAAUUUUUGGUUUCUAUGACAUCGCAAAUUUGAAGGGCUUUGUCAUACGAUGCACGUCAUAUUUCAUUUAUUUCACAAUCUUGUUUAUUACAAAUAUUCUGGUUAAUAUGAAUAUCAAAUUUAAUCUGAAUUUCAACCUUUUAAAAUAAGAGAGAAAAUAUAUCGCCUACUUUAUAAUUCCAACGCUAACACCAUAUAUAAAAUAUAUAAAAUUUUCUCGUGUCAGAUUUUGGAAGGAAUCUUCCAUGAGUGGAUAUGGAUGUUUGGGAUUCCAGCCAAAUUAAAAAGGAAAGUUUAAAAUAAAACUUCGAGACAGUACUUUUAAUUAGCAUGUCUCAAGUUCUUAGCAUAUUCAUUUGCCAACACCCGGGAAUCACUUCAGACUCGUGAACGAGAUAAAAUGGCAGCUGGAAUUUGCCUAUUUUUCACAAAUAGACAAAUGUGGCAAGUCAUAUUUCAUUUAAGUUUUGUUUAUACCCAAUUCACAACUAACGUCACAACUAACGCUAACGCUUGUUUAUACCAAAUUCACAACAUUAGAUCACCCACAUGCCUAAUUAUUUACACGAGUGAAUAACGCUUGAAUAACUAUACAUUAUUCUAAUUGUUAGUUACCUUUGUUCUAUUUUAUUCUUCUGUAAACUAGAACCAUACUGGUAACUAGGAUUAGGAAGCGAGUUAUCUAAAGUUAGUGACGAUGUAAACAACGUUAGAGCUCGAGCCAAAUUAUAUAUCACUCGUAGUCGAAUGAAUCAGUGGAGUAAAUAAAGAAUAAAUGACAUUUAUGUUUAACUACUAUAUGGUUAAUAGUCCACUGUAAUCGACACAUUGUCAUAUACAAUACGUAAUAUUUCAAAUCCGACUAUGAGGACUGGACAAGAUUUCAAGUCAGCGCAAUUUGAUCACGUGACUGGAUCAAAAUGCGAGCGAUUGAAAUCUCUCUGUUGAAAUCUUGUCCAUUCUGAAUUGGAGGAUUUGAAAUGACAUCUCAUACAGGAAUAAAUCACUACUUAAUUCGUUUUGAUCGAGUCCAAGGACUGAAUUCAUUUUGAUCCAGGCCUAGCUAGGACUAGAUUAGUAUUCUUCAUCAGGUAUCCAGUACUAUCAUGCGAGCAAAAUAAAGCAAUAUGGUUGGCUAAUUCUUAAAUUAUUGAGUUUGAGAUUGACUAAUACUAUACAUUGUUAAUUAAUUAAGGGCCUGUUCGUAUGAGUCCAGCUGACAGGGAAACUUACCCGAAUGAGAUUCAAUUUGUGUUCAUAUGAAAACUUGACGAGCCAUCCCGGCUAGGUGCUGAUCUCACCUUUCGCUAGGAUAAAAUUUUCCAUAUGAAGACUUUAUUCCGCCUGACUGGGAUGAACAUUUUUUUGCCGAUUUGUUUUUUUUUAAUUUUUUCCCUAUGUACAAUUUGACAUACAGUAUAGUAUUAGGUGGCAUUGUUGGAAAAUACGAACAGAAAACAAAGAUUACUGCACCUAAACAGACAUAUUAUAUAGUCGUAUGACAAGGUGCUGUUUGUUAAGCAGCGGUCGCGGAACCGGGGGGCAAUGCCCCCCCCCCCCAACUUUUUUUAAAAGUGAUAAAAGUGUCAUUUUUUCUGGGCUUAAAUGCUCCAUUUAAAGAACGAAAAAAGUAUUUCUUGAAUAAACGCCCUCUUUUUCUGGAAAGAAAAUGCCCUUUUCGCAGUAGUAAAGACUCUGUAAAGGCCAUUUCCGACGUUAUAGAGACUCCAUAUUUUCAAAAAUUUUCGUUCGGCUCGUGAACGUCAUAAAAUCGUUUGAUUUUGGUCAUAUAGGCUACAAAAGUGCCCCUUUUGGUCAAUGCCCCUCCACUUUCGAAAUGCUUCGGCGGCCUCUUUUGCUAAGUGCAACAAAAAAAUCUUUCGAAGACGCCAUGCUUACAUAAUUUCGUCCCACCAAGGCGGAAUAUUCGGAUACUCAGUCCAAGGUAAACAUUAAUAUGCAAAUGACAAGUUUCCCUCGAAGUUUCAUAUCCCAAUAUUCACACGGAACAAGACGAAUUCACACGGGACAAAUGAAAGUAAUGAAACCGGACAAAACCGCAAGAAUUUCUCUGUAAAGUGGAACCAAACGAUCUAUCGUAGGAUUCCGAAUUCGAGCGCUCGAGGCUCUCAAGUGAACGUGGUCUUAGCAGAGCUUAGGUAAGCAACGUAUGCGAUCUCACACACGAACAACCGUUACUAUCACUCGGCAUCUACGACCAUCCAUAACAAUUCGAUUGAUUUCCGAUUGCCAUAUGUAUUGUCAAAAACGUUUUUCUCUAAUCACUUGCAUAGAAUCUCGCACUGAUUGCAGUUUGUCAGAUAAUUCAAUCUUGAUUUACCAUAAACUGACACAAAACAGUUUUCAAUCCAGUUCCCCCUCGGCAAUCUGUCGUCCAUGUUGAUUGAGCUCGCUAUUUGUUCAGUACAGCCGGAAAUUAUUAUUAUUAUUAUAUUAAAGUCUUUAUUGUCUAGAGUCACAACAGACGUGCAACUUUACAAAUGUCAAAUUCCUAAUUAUUACAGUUAAAAAAUUGAUCUAUCCUAAUUAAUUAUAUGAAAGUUAAAAAUAGUUAAAAAGACAUCUAUUCAUGAAGGAUCGUUUAAAUCGUUCCGUUUUAAUUUGAGGUAAAAUAAAGUUAUGUUCCCUUUGUCUUAAAAUCCUUUGUUUACACACAGGAAGCAAUUCAUGUAGGGCAUGUUCUGGAUUCGAUACGAUUUUGCUAAAUAAUUUUCUGUCUCUCUCCUCGAUCACUUCAGAUAUCUUAAUACUCUUUGUCGUAUAUCCAUAACGAUAAGCCCGCCGAAAAAACUUGUCUAUACGAUCCAAAUAUUUCUUUUGGAGUGCAGAGCCCCACACUUCAAUGCAAUAGUAAAAGAGUGACAUGAUUAGCGAAUCGAAUAAUUUGCUUAGCUGAUAAUGUCAUGACCUUCAUUAUUAUAUUCAUAUAUCCAAGUAUUUUGAAUAAUCAAGUUUUGUUAUUGCGAAAUCAAUCCAAGCGAAGGCGGAAUUAGUGUUUCAAAACCUCGUCUGUUUCUUGCUCUCGAUUUGUUUGCUCCACAAUGUGAGAUAAAUCUGGUAAAGAAAGAUCAUUGAUAUCGAAUCUUUAACUAGAAAGUGUCGCGAUGUUUCUGUAAAUUCUGUGACUGGCUGUAAAGAAUGGCUUGUUGCCCGACAAAAGAGAAAUACGGCUACGAAGAUUGUCGAUUUGAAAAAGAUGUCACGAAAACUUUCAUUGUUCGAUAUGUUACAAUGUUCUUAAAGAACCAAGGAUGUGUAGAAAUAACGAACACAUCUUUUGUCUUGCCUGCAUCAGUGAACAUCUAAAGAUGAAUUCUCAAACUUGUCCUGAAUGUAACGAACAUUUGAGCGUCGAUACGCUUCGUCGAGCACCUCGUGUAUUGAAUAAUUAUUUGUCUAAACUAAAGAUAAAUUGUGAUCAUGCAAGUCGGGGAUGUCCUGAGUUUACCUGUCUUGAACAGCUCAAAACUCAUGUGGGGAAUUGUGGCUAUGCGCCUGUGUUGUGUUCAAAUGCAGAGUGUGGUAUGGAGAUUAACAAGCAAGAUAAGGUCCAUCAUGAGACUGAAGUUUGUGAGUAUAGGAAAGUGAAAUGUCAUGACUGUGGGCAGAUACAGGAAGCUGUGGGAAGAGUGGAAGGGAGUUUGGUGGAACUGGAUAGGAAAGUGGAAGCAGCAGUGAAAGAAGUAAAUGAAAAAGUGGAAGCAGCAAGUAGACAAACGAAGAAGGAAAUCGGGGAAGUUAAGAAAGAAGUCAAAGAUAUGAAGGAUAAUCUUUUCAAAGUAAACAAAGACGUGGACGAAGUCAAAGUCAUGAUGACUCAAAUGUUGGAAAAGUUAAAUAUGCUUGAACUGCUGAACAAACUGCCAUCUCCGACUGAGGGAAUGUUGAACACACCAAGAGAAGAUAUUUUGAUUGCAGGUGGAUCUGGAGAGCUCUGCAGAAGUACAGAAAUAUAUUCCUGGGAGAAAAACGGUUGGGUUGAGGUGUCGCCAAUGAAUGAAGACCAUAAAGGAGCAUCAUCACAUAUUUGUAAAGAUAAUUUAUUUGUUGUUGGGGGAGAAAAUAGUAGGACAAUAGAGACCCUGGAUCUGAACGAAUUGCCUUUGAAAUGGACGAAGUGCAAUGGAAAAAUGCCUUGCGUGUGUGAUGAUCAUCAAACUGUUGUUUACCAGGAGCGUGUCAUUCACAUUGGUGGAUUUAUUUAUGGCAAAAACAUUUUUUCGAAUGUGAUUAGUGAAUUGCAACUUACCUCACCUUGCACUAUGAAACAGUUGUGUCAAAUGCCUGAACCACGAGAUCGGCAUGGCGCUGAGGUAUUUGAAGACAAAGUGUUGAUUUUAGGAGGAGUUUACUCCGGUAGAACUUCAGACAGUGUAUUGGAGUUUGAUGCAAAAACGAAAGAAUGCAAAGAGAUGCCAAUUUUACCGUUUGCCCUGAUGAGAAUGGCGACAGUUCGCUGGAGAGAUCAAGUGGUUGUACUUGGAGGUUACAAUAAGGACAGCCACGUUUUGAAUGAUGUUUUCAUGUACAACUCCAAGACAGGCAAGAUCACAGCCUUACCAUCCAUGUUGGAGAACAGAUCUUCCUGUUGUGCAUGUAUUACUGGAAAUACCAUUGUAGUCAUGGGAGGUAUGAACGAGAAAGGUAAAUUUCUCGGUUCAGUCGAGUGUUUUACAAUGGGAAGUUCUACAUGGGAGUAUCUUCCUAACAUGAACAAUGCCAGGUUCAGAGCAGUUGCUGAAGUUUUACCUUCCACAAGAAAAUAUGUCUGAAUAAUAAAUUGGACAUUUAGACAAUACCAUGAUGUUUAUAAACAAGAUGAAAUGUUGUGGUUCUGUAAGAAAGACUUUGUUAAAUCAAAGACGAACACGUACAUCUUCGAAAUUUAUCAUGAUUAAUAAUUAAUGAUUUAUCAUCUUUUUGACCCUCCUCCGCAUGCAACUUGAUUGAAAACGGCAAAAUCGCGCAAUAUUUGAGAACGUCAAACUUUGGGAGCACCAUUUAUCUCUCGUGAUCUUCUGCUACCACAUCUUGCUUUAUAGAAUUAUUGCGUGAUUCUGCCAUUUGCCUCCAUUUGCCAUGGUGAUGACUCAAAGUGAUGGACGACAGGGGGUUUACAAGAUUAUUGAAAAAUUAAACUCAUAGUUCGCUUUAUUGUUAGUGUUAGUGUUAGUGUCAAUGUCAGUGAUGUUAGUGUUAGCGUUGGAAUUAGGGUAAGGUUUUGGGCGUAGGAUACCGCUGAAAUUGUUUCUUACGGACUCAGAAGAACACAUGUUCUUAUUGUGAGCGAACUGAAAAGCAGAGCAUAGAGAAUACAGACGCUUGUUGUUCAUAUUGUUCUUUGAAAUAAAAUCUUUAAUAAAAGUUAUAUAAGUACAUAACAUAGGCUAGGUUUAGGGUUGCUAAAAGUACCUGAAGUUGAUAUUGCCACGUUUUAAAACGAUCUUAAAAACAAGCCGCCAUCUUGAAAACCUCCCUCUCGUCCAUCCCCUUUAUCACCGGUCUGUGGAUUCACCACCGAAGGAGAAAGGCAUGAUCAAUGAUAUUCAUGGUGAACUUCCAGAGUUACAAAACUUGCAUAAAUAAUUUUAGAAAAAAAAAUUAUGACAUUUGGCCUUUGACAAUUAUGGACGGCAUGAUCAAUGAUAUGCAUGAAACGAACUUCUAGAGUUACAAAACAUAAAUAAUUUUAGAAAAAACAUUUAUGACAUUUGGCCUUUGACAAUUAUAUUAAUAGUAAUACAUAGGUGUAAUUAAUUAGUUGAAUUAACAUGAUAAGAAUACUUUUAAUGUGUUAAUGGCUUUGAAGGCACUCUUGUAUCGUAUUUUAUUAUUGCAUUAAUUAAUCUAUUACUUGCUCAGUUAAUUAACUGAUCAAUUCAUUGACCUUGAUUGAAUAUAAAUUUUCAAAAUUGGAAUACAUUACAAACGGCGUGUUUCGGGGUGAAAUAUAAAAAACUACACUAUAUUAUAAAUUACUACAUUAAGCGUUACCUUAUUUUAACUCAUUGAUUAAUUGUUUAAUUAUAACUUUUCAGAUGGAAAGUACAUUACAAACGGCAAUGAAGAAUGUUUGGGAGUGAAAGGACGCAGAAUUGAAGCAGUUCGAUGCAGUAAAAAUGAAAUUUCUCUUCGUUGGUUAUGGAUUGGGAUCGGACAUAUAAUGAAUUUGAAGACACUUAAAUGUUUACAGUGGAACAAUACUUCAAAAGAAUUUACAACAGAACAAUGCAAGUCCGUGGAAGUUACUCAGCAAUGGACCUGGAAGGAUGGACGUGUGAGGUUGAAUAACGGCGCUUUUAAACCUGAACCUCUUUACGUUAACAAUACCAUUAGAAUUAGCUCAUAUCAAGGUAAAUAAUUUUCAAUUUGAGAAUAAUAUUCUUAGCAAUUCCUUCAUAUAGCAAUUCUCUCAUGUACGUAUACAGACUGCUCUUCUAUACCUCCUCAUUAACUAAAGCUGCUGAGAAUUUAAAAAGUUGAAGGAUCAGUCGCUCGCUACUCUGUAAAGCUGCUCAGUCAUGUUUUCGCUCGCUACUCAGUAAAAUAUUCCUCGCAAUCACGCGUUUCGUGUGACACCAAACACAUGAUUGCGUGGAAAAACUCAGCAACUCUAGAGUCAUUCCACUAACGAUCGCCACGACCACGUUGCGACUUGAGAUCACAACUGAUGGUUGGGUGUCGGUGACUACAUUGGGGUGUCGAAACGUUGGGUCAUGAAUGCAAUUCAACCGCAUGGACUUUGCGUUCAUUUAUUAAAACCAGAGUAGCGAGUAAAAACAUGAAUAAUAUUAUACAUGGUUGCCGUGAACUGACAAACUUUAAAUAUUGAAGGAUUUUGCAGAUGGAAGAUUUAUUUAGACCUAUAACCAGGAGCAGCUGCGAAAAAUGCAACUAUUGGACCCUCUGGCAGAAAUCAAACCUGCGAUCAUGACCCUGCUAUUCUGUUGCAUGCAGCACUCUAACCAACUGAUCUACAGAGUCUAGUUAUCGAGGUCUAACCGGGUCUAUAGUCGUUUGUAUAUUUUUCAAGUAGUUGUAUCAUGCACUCUCAUUACUAAUCUCAUGCAUACUAGGUUGUUAUCGCGUGUCCGGGGAUAAGAUGAUAGCUGUGGUAAAAAGGCCAACAAAAUGCAAAGGCAAACAUCAAAGAAACUGCAACAUUGAAAUAUCAAUCAAUGCACCACUUUUCUCCACGCAAUCUCCAAAGUGUAAUAUCCUAUGGGAAAGUUCAACUUAUUCUAUAUUUAAUCAAACAUGGAAACCUUUUCGUUUGAUGAAUCAUGGACUGUUUGACUUGGAUGCUAUUGACGGAGAAACAAUAACUUUAAAAGUAAGUCAUGCUCAACUCUUUUAAUAUUUUCUGUUUGUAAGGUACUAAUGAAUGUGUAUCGGUAUGACUGUGUUUGGUGAGAUCUUGGACAGAACAAUUGAUGCUAUCGCACAAGAUGGCGCGAACAUUAACGAUUCAAACUUGAUCAACUCUCCACUUACGUUAAAAUGUUACGAACAAUAUCUGGUAAUCUACAGUCGAUAUUAUGUUAGGACAUUUAGCAAAGGCAACAAUUAUCGCGACUAUAGUCUCGUCAUAAUUGUACCGAUCAGUAGCCUAAUAAAAAAGAUCGCGGGAGCAUAUGGGAAAGAUCAUCUGUUGCAUUAAAAUCGUGUAGUAACUUAAUUUAAAACAAGCUUGAAUUUCCAUUCUUAAUGUUAAACCUAGCGUUGUUUAUCUUAUAGAUAAUCAACAACAAGAAAUUUUUUGAACGAUGGUCAGGAACUCUCAUAAAACUUGGUACGCAAUGUGGCAACGAAAACAACUGCGUGCUUUUAAAGAUCGAAAGUGCAAGGGAAACUGUGAGUAUUUCAGUGUGCAUUCAUUUUAGCGCAGUUAGUUUUACCAACUUAUUUUAUCCUAAUAACUUACAGCUUUAGUCAUGCAAUAACUUAAGUAUUUUGGUAUCUAUAUAGUAUGACAAUAAUCAAAUAAUACAGUGUUGCAUCUUUAUUUAUAAUUAUGCACUUCACCAUUCAGAACCAUUUCUAUGAAAACUAAAAACUGCAACAGUUACAAUGUUGUAAUUUCAAAUCCUUGGCAACAACGACUGUUUGUGUUUUUAAUUAGUGCAUGUUCGCAUUGGAAAGGCAGCGAUUCUCCUUCCGAUAUAACGUCUAGUGGAGAUCAUUUAUUAUAACAUUCGAACUGCUGAAAGUUUGCUUAUACCUGUUUACCAAGUCGUUUCAUUUUUACAGUAUGAAUUAUCAUUUUAUUUGGUUUAAAGAUAUAUUUGCACAUUAAUUGUGACUUGCACGUCUAGCUGAUGUCAAGGUUUUGCCGAAAGUCAAUGACAAAUAUUGUCAUUUGGUGAUGUCGUCAGAUGACGUCGGCAUUUUCCAAUAACAUUAAAAUCAUCCCGGCAAAUCACAAUGUGUAAAUGCAUGUGCUUCAAUUGAUCUUUCACGCAACGUCUUUAGGAAACACCGAACACAGUUACUACAGCGUCACCGUUUACCACGUCAUCAUCUACGUCAUUCGAGAAAUCAACUUCGUCAACAACUGAAAAAAGCUUACAAAUGUCAUCGAUGUUAUUCACUGUUCCCGUUGUUGUGUUAUUUUGUCUACUCAUUGCAGCGUUUGUUGUCGUGAUCUAUUAUCGCCGGCGACAAAAGAGGUGUGUAUAUUUGAAUUGGUUUGAUUAAUGCAUUUCAUCAAUAAAAGUUUAAAUAGAAAGGUGAACACUCAGUCGAUUAAAUAGAAGGAAAAGUGAUUCAAGUCCCAAUAGUUAUACGUGGCUCUAUUACUUCCAGCAUCUAUUCUUUUAUAAUCGAUCACAGUAAUAUUAAAAAAAAACACUUUCCAUGAAGAAAGCUACAAACAACAACAAAAGUUGUUCCCAACAAUUAAUUUAAGGGCCUGUUCUGAGAGCAUGUCAGUCAAAUGGGAUAUAAAAAUUUUCCAUAUGAAGCCUUUAUCCCAGGGAAGGAUAUUCUUGCCGAUUUUGACCUAUGAUAGUAUUGAAUGGCGCGUGGUUAGAAAAUACAAACAAAAAUAAACAUUAACAGACCUAAAACAGACACUAUUAUAAAGUCGUACGUAUAGUACAAGGUGCAACUUGUUUAAUAAUUACAACAAAAAAUAUUUCGAAGACGCCAUGUUUACAAAACUUGAUGUCGUCCCAUACCGAGGCGAGAUUUAGGUAGGAUAAAAAUAGUCAUAUGAACAUAGAUUUUGCUGGUAAACUGCCUCAGAUGAACAGGCCCUAUUAUUAAAGUCAAUUACAUAACUUAAUGUCAAUUUACUGUUUGUUUAUAUCUAAUGAAAGAGGUUUUCUCAUUUCAGAUUAAAGUCAGAUAAAGACGAUCACUUUUGUGAAGGUAUAUGUGCAUGUACAAAUCAAUUCGUUCUACGUUUGCCGUAGCUGAUAAUGGACUGGAUCACUGGAAUAUAGUAUUAGUAUACUGCAUCCUGAAAAUUCUAUAUUUUUUGAAUUGCCACAAUUUUUUGUUUGAAUUAAUUGCCAAAUCCGAGUGAAUGAUUAAAUGUAUGAACUGAACAUUUAAUUGAUUAUUUAUAAAUUAAUUGAAAUCCGUGGUCGUAUCAAUUAUUACCAAAUAUUUCAUCAAAGCGUUUUCAGUGUCCGCAGAAGAAAAUGUGUCGAAUGUGAAAAUGGAGUACAUACAACCUUAUUAAAGUAAUGAAAGUGUACAUCUUGAUCACCUGACAAUUCGUCACGUAUACAUCUUUAUUUAUUUUUCAGAAACCACAUCAUCCAAUUCAAUGACAGGAUAUGAAGACCCAGCUCAGUUGACAGAAAUGCAAAAACGUACUCCACGUCCAUACGUUCCCCCUGGCAUGAAUAUUAGUAAUCCAUUGGUAGGUUAUGAAGAUCCAGCUCAAAUGCAACAUCUGACUCCACGUCCAUACGAAACCCCAGGCAUGAAUAUUAGUAAUCCGUUGGUGGGUUAUGAAGAUCCAGCUCAGAUGCAACAUCUGACUCCACGUCCAUACGAAACCCCAGGCAUGAAUAUUAGCAAUCCAUUGAUGGACUAUCAAGAUCCGGCUCAAAUGCAACAACUAACUCCGAAUCCAUACGAAAGCCAUGGCGUUAGUAUUCAUGUGGGAAACCACUACGAAUACCCCACGAAUAACCCUUCGCCACAAAAUACCCUCCAAAACCAUCUUAAUAACAACUUUCAAUACGAUUAUGCAACACGCGAGGAGACCUCUUUAUUGCCACUUAUUCGAAAUGGUGAUGUGAUCUUCGAGGAAGAUAUAUCUGAACCUUCAAGGCCGCGCGAGAAACAACACGCCCAUGCGGGUCAAUCUAGCGAGAAACCGUUGUAUCACACGUUGGAGGAAGACGCAUCCGGGACAAUUGAUACAACAUCCGGGUCAGCUAAGUCAUGUGUGAGACGCGACUCUCUCGCGGGACAAUCCAGCGAGAAACCAUUCUAUCACACUUUGGAGAAAGACACGUCCGAUGUAUCAUAUCCACGGGAAGAACUCGAUGCACACGCGAAACACUCGCGGGAACAAUCAUUCUAUCAUACUUUAGAAAAUGACCACCAAGAUACAUAAUACCACAACCAGUCAAUAGUUCAAAACGUAAACAUGCAUUCACGGAAUUAAUUAAGGAACAUAUUGCAACGGACACUAACUUAGAUAGAGUAAGAGCACGUACAGAGCGUUUUUCUCAGUUUAUUACAUGUAAAUACUAUUGAUGUUUCCUAGUCAUUGUAUAGGUUUCAUUUACUAUUUUAUGUUGUUUAUUAGAUAAUUUCAUAUUUGUAAUAGUAUAACUGUAGUUAAUUAAACGUGUAAUUAAAAAAAACUGCAAAGUGUUUUAUUAAACCAUACAUUUAAUUUAAUUUAAUUUAAUGUAAAUAUGAGAGGAAUAUUUAAUGAAUGACAUAUUUGCAGUAGUGGAU
Paramuricea clavata is the source of this 11748-nucleotide messenger RNA. NCBI's taxonomy places the organism in Eukaryota, Metazoa, Cnidaria, Anthozoa, Malacalcyonacea, Plexauridae. The record is from the annotation of a GenBank genome assembly.